Messenger RNA from Nakaseomyces glabratus, 2586 nucleotides. It is a transcript of the gene PRP6, whose product is annotated as U4/U6-U5 snRNP complex subunit PRP6. Gene Ontology annotation, biological process: spliceosomal tri-snRNP complex assembly; mRNA splicing, via spliceosome. The record is from RefSeq and is a predicted model, not a curated record. Lineage: Eukaryota; Fungi; Ascomycota; Saccharomycetes; Saccharomycetales; Saccharomycetaceae. Gene Ontology annotation, cellular component: catalytic step 2 spliceosome; U4/U6 x U5 tri-snRNP complex. Gene Ontology annotation, molecular function: protein binding.
AUGUCAGGGUAUAGGCCAGCGUUUUUGGAUCAAAAGCCACCUCCAGGGUAUAUUGCUGGUGUAGGUAGAGGCGCGUUUGGUUUUGCAACUAGGGGUCAGAAAAACGAAACUCCUAGAGUACCGAAACGGUAUACCAAGGAGAGCAAUGACGAUGACGAUGAAGAUGUAUUUGCAUCGAUUGAAGAAAAGAGAGCCCGAAAAAGGGCUCCCAAGCCGGAAGAGAGAUCAAAGGCUGAUUUUAUACCGCUAAAACGGAAACUCGCUAAUGUGACAGAAGACCAAUGGCUUAAUCUACCAGAAGCUACCGAUAUGACCCGGAGAAAUCGCAGAAUUAGGUUGGAAGAACAGAUGAAUAGGAAAACAUAUGCAGCACCUGACUCUUUACUAGAUUCCAAUAGUGUUGAUUUGGUGAAAUUAACAGAGGAAAGGGAGAAGCUUCUUGCAAGACAGUUAGACACUGACUUUUUUGCAAAGAAUGAGCCUAAUGAUCAAGAGAUGAAAACUUUGAAGUAUAUAGCGGACAUUGACAAAGACUCUGUAAAUAUUGUGAGAAGAGGCGAUGACGAAGAGGUACAAAAGCAGCGGUUGGUCUUGAAGUCAUACAGACGGGCAGAACCCAAAGAUCCUACAAGUUGGAUUGCUUCGGCUAAACUAGAGGAAAAUUGUGGUAAUUACGAACUUGCAAGGGAACUGAUUCAGCAAGGGUGUUUACAAUGUCCAUUAGAUGAGAUAAUAUGGUUAGAAAACUUACGGUUGAAUGUAUCCAACAAUGAAAAGAAGAAAAUUAUUGUUGCUAAUGCAAUUCGCUUUCAACCUAAAUCGGUCGCAUUGUGGUUGGAGGGAAUCAAGUAUGAGGAACAACCUGCCAAUAAGUUUAGAGUUAUACAAAAAGCAUUAAGAGAAAUACCUGCUGAAGAAGAAAUCUGGAAACUAGCAGUCAAAUAUAACCCAAACGAUUAUGAUAGUUUGAGAAUAUGUAAAAAGGCUUUAGAAUUCAUCCCAACAAGUUUUUAUUUCUGGGCUAUAUUAAUGAAAGAACCCUACGAGGACGUUAUGAAUACAUUAGAAAAGGUCAUAACUCAAAAUCCCAAACAGAUAGAUUUGAAGGUUUACAAGUUAAUGAAUGAAGAAAUACAUAAGAAAAUUGACUCUGUCAGUCAAUGUAAGAGUGUGAUCAUUAAAGAGCUUGGUAUAAAUAUGAAAGACAUGGAUAAGUCCGUAGUGACUAAAUGGCUAGAUAAAGUCGAAAUAUGGAAUAAGAGCAUUGCUGUUGAUAUAACUACUGCUUCUCUUUGUGAGGUAAUUUUUGAUAGCAUAGGUGAGAAGAUUGUUAAAGAAUAUGGAUUGAAUUACCUUGAUAAUAUAUCAAAUGUUAAAAUACAGAUCAUAUUUUUAAAAUCAUAUCUGAAGUUCGAGCCUACUAAAAUAAGUGUUUGGCAAAAAUUGAAAAAUAUCUGUGUGAAAUCGUAUAAUAUAGACAAGUUUUUUCAAGUAUUUGAAGAGCUGCUUUUUGAUCGUGACACCCAGAAUAGUUAUGAAAUGGUGAAAAUACAUCCCAAUCUAGUGUUGCUUUAUGUGAAAGAGUUAUGGAAACACGACGGGAAUCCAGAUAAGGCCCUAGAAAUCUUGAGUAAAACCUUGAAUGAAAUUCCAAACUUUAUAGAGGGUUGGCUAGCGAAAAUAAAGAUAUUGUUGCAGACCGGUCGUCUAGAUUGUGUUGCUUCUAUAUUUGAUAAACUAUUGAACUCUUUGGAAACUGCUAAUUAUGAUGAUCAUAACAAGGAAAGAUUACUCUAUCGUCAUGUUUCAUUCUUACGUUUUAUGGACGAGAAUGAGAAAGCUGUUAGUUAUAUUGAAAACAAAUAUCUGCUGUUAUUUCCACAGUCAGUAAAAUUAAAAUUGCAACUGGUCCAGAUUUAUGAAGAUAUGGGUAUGAAUAGUAUAUGUUCAAGGUUAUAUGAUGAUUAUACUAAGAGAUUGCCAUCGCAUGCAGUUUUCUGGAUCGAAUAUGCUAAUUUCAUUCAAAGAACAUCUGGAAACACAUCCAGGGCUAGAUCAAUUUUGGACAAAGGCAUUGUCCAUAACCCAAGCAAUGUUUCUUUAAUUGUUGCUAAAGUUAAAUUGGAGGAAACGGUGGGAAACUUUGCACAAGAAGAACUUUUAAUAUCGCAAGGCUUACAGACUUUUGCAAAGGAUGCAGAAUUAUGGGCCUGUAGGAUGAGGCUAAGUAAGUCAAAGAAAUCUAGCCUGAAGAAGACGCUGUUUCAAGAUGCUUUAAAAGCUACAAACAACUCAUAUCUUAUUCUGUUUGAGGUUGGUAGGUCUUUCUACAAUGACAAUCAAUAUAAGGUGGCAAUGAAAUGGUUUGAUAGAGCUGUCACCAAGCAACCUCGGUUUGGUGAUGGGUGGGCAUACAUUUAUAAUUGUAAGCAAAAACUGAAUGACGAUUUGGAUAAGUUGUUGGAAAAGGUUGCGGAGCUCGAUCCUGCAUAUGGUGAAGAAUGGAUCAAAGUUUCCAAAAAUGUGAAAAUGCAAUAUCUGUCUUCACCUGUAAUACUCAAGAAAGUUGCAGAGCGUUGUAAAUGA